AGCAUUCAUGGAUGUCACAUACCGAUUUUCUACACUGAUGUCUUGACUCUCAGUAGAUUCUUAAACCAUAGCAGUACUCAUUCAGUAAUCACGCAUCUAAGUGGCAGAGAGACUGUUGGUUCCAGCAACAUGGAGGAUGAUGUCAGCUUGAAAUUCCAUCAGCAACUUCUGCUCAUUGAUGAAAAUCUGGUGGCUGAAGAUGUAGCAGCUUUAAAAUUUCUCUGUACUGACUUGCUCCCCUUCAAAAAACUAGAAAGUGUGAAGUCAGCAGUGGACAUCUUCCAGCUUCUCAUGGCUGAAGAAUAUCUGAAUGAGCAGGAUAAUUUCCUACUAGCUGAACUCUUAUACAGAAUUAGAUGUCACUCCUUGCUCAAGAAACUUGGUUAUACCAAGGAGAAAGUGCAAGAAUGUCUGCAUGAGAAGGGAAGAGUGUCUCCAUACAGGCAGAUGCUGUAUGAAGUGGCAGAGAACAUUACCAAUGAGGUGCUGAAGGAUAUCAUAUUCCUCCUACAAAACUAUCUUCCAAAGCGACGGAUAACUCUUUCUGCUCUGGAAUUGCUGAUUUUAUUGGAAAAACAGGGUCUUUUGACUGAAAACAAUGUACAAAUGCUGGAGGAAGUCUGUAUAAAUGUUUCACCUGAUCUCCUGGAAACAGUAAACUGCUACAAAAGGGCAAAAGUGUCUUUGCCUCAACAGGAGAAUACUCUGCCAGUCAAGGAAUCUUCAUUGUCUCGCACUAGAGACAUCAGAGUAGUCACUUCCCCACAGGAGACCUCAAUCAAAUCUGUCAGUUCUAAUAUCAACGAUAACAAAGCAGCUAAUCUUACACAAGGCUUCUCUGAAAUUAACCUGGAGCUGCCUGGACAAUUCAGCAAUUUAGAAAAUGAAUCCAAGAAGAUGACAAGCUACAGAAUGGAUGGACAACACAGAGGGUUUUGUCUUGUUAUUAAUAAUGUGAACUUUGAUGGGUCUCUUCAGGAGAGGAAGGGUUCUUGCAAAGAUGCCGAGGAACUGGAGCGAGUAUUCACAUGGCUUGGUCUGGAUGUGAGGACUUACACAGAUCUGACGUCUCGGCAGAUUAAAGAUCUCAUGCAAACUUGGCAGCACUUGCAAGAUCACAAAGACAGGGACUGUUUUAUAUGUUGUAUUCUAUCUCAUGGAGAGUCAGGAGCAAUCUAUGGUAAAGAUGAGGAACUUGUAUCAAUCCGCAUGAUCAUGUCCCACUUCACUGCCAGACAAUGUCCACAGCUGGCUGAAAAACCCAAACUCUUUUUUAUCCAAGCAUGCCAGGGUAAAGAGAUACAGUGUCCUGUCUAUGUUGAAGCUGAUGCACAAGUUCCUCACUUUUCUUCCAUGCAACAGAGCAUUUCUCCUUCUGAAAGUAUUCCUGAAGAGGCUGAUUUCCUCCUAGGCAUGGCCACAAUUGACGGAUAUGUCUCCUUCCGGCAUAUUCAACAGGGUGCUUGGUAUAUUCAGGCCCUGUGCAGCAAGCUACAGUUGUUGGUACCAAGGGGUGAAGAUAUUUUGUCGAUUCUUACAGAAGUUAAUGAAGAUGUGGGCAGACGUGUUGACCGCUUGGGGACAAAGAAGCAGAUGCCCCAACCGGCAUAUACCUUAAGAAGAAAAUUUAUAUUCCCGAUACCUAGAGACCCUCCUCCUUCACAGCAACAUUGA
Messenger RNA from Opisthocomus hoazin, 1674 nucleotides. NCBI's taxonomy places the organism in Eukaryota, Metazoa, Chordata, Aves, Opisthocomiformes, Opisthocomidae. The record is from RefSeq and is a predicted model, not a curated record.